AUGUUUAUCCCAGCUUUGCUGGCCGCUCGUGGGCCUAUCACGGCUCUGACUAUCUUGGUGAGCACCGCAACUUUCAGUGCUGGUGCCUUCUUCGUCGCUCUUCGCAACACCGCUCUCGAUUGUCCUCGUCACUCUGCCACCAACGCCGCCUGUGGCGUUGAUAUCCUCACUGAUCUCGUUACCUUCAUCGCCGCCGCUGGUGCCACUGCCGGAGCUACAUUUAUCGGACUGACUACUCCCACUCCCCGUGAUUCCCCUAUUUUCCGUGUCGACGGUGUCGAUGUUGAUUGGUACGAAAAUGCAAACUCGCAUCGCCAUGGACUCAAUAGGACUAUUGACAAUCCCGCUGUCGUUGAGUGGCAGUUUAAUCACACCUCACCUAUCCAGAAAUACAUCACAUAUGAGAAAGAUGGCUAUCUCCAUAAGCGCCUUGAUACUGGAGUUGACAUUCCCGACCCGAGUGGAAAGAGAGCUUAUUGCCGCGCUUACUACGAUACCCGCUUUUGGUCCGACGACUUACGCAACUGGGAGUACCGUACAACCCCUGCUGCUUCUGUCUGUAAGUUACAUCAAUAUCUCCCUUUCUAUCUAGAUAUACAACUUACACAACUGGGAGGGGCCGACAUUGGUGAAGAUCUAUUCUACCAGUUCGUAAACCGAGAAUGGAAAGCAGGAUGUGUGUGGUUCAGAGGAAACAAGGCAGCCAGUGGCGGUAUCUACGAGGCCUCUUUCGAGCUGGGUGCAUCCUGCAGCCAAGAGGAGCCAGCCUAUCUUGACUGUGGGAAGGCUAACUACAACGUUGAGGUUGCCGGGUUUAACUUUUAG
Molecule: messenger RNA, 825 nt
Organism: Fusarium musae
Lineage: Eukaryota; Fungi; Ascomycota; Sordariomycetes; Hypocreales; Nectriaceae
Exons: 1
Coding region: 1-825 (274 amino acids)
Source: RefSeq, a predicted model, not a curated record